AAUGCACAAUGCACAACCAACAAAAAAACAUCUGCUUCUGUAAACACUCAAUCGAAAAUCGCUCAAACACAUUUUCGCGCUAAUUUCUGCAUCGAAAAGCCUAAAUGGAUAGACUUUUUAGAUGGUUGAAUCGAUAAGAGAUAUCGUAAACUGUACAAAUUAACCGUAAACAUGGGGAAAUAUAAGAAACUGCUUUUCAUUUGCAUUAAUUUUUUUAAAAAAUUCUCAUUAACAUUCAUUCACUUUCGAGCGGCAAUGAAUAUCCCAUGCUCGCUAGUUGCUUCGCCUAUAAUGUUGGUGGUACUGUGGUUAAUACGGAGCGAUUUUGACAUUUCAAGCAGCUCCACAACACAAGUGACAUUUCACUUGUCAAAUGUGAAUUACAUGGCAUUAGUUUUUUAUCAAAACAAAGAGUUCGUAUUUUCACUUGAGAAAAAAAUUGAGAAAAAUUUUCAAAUUAAACAAAAACCAUCGAUCGAUGUGAACUUUUGUUGUUCUGCGCCAAAACAGCAACGGGUUUUGUGUGUGUUGCAGCUAAAAUUCCAGGGAAAUAAAUGCACGAUUCUGUGCAAUUUGGAUUUUUUUCAUAGCAAUUCAGUGAGAUUACGAUGAGAACAUGAUUAAUCGACCGCGAUGUCGGGAUUGGAGUCCAAUUGCAACACAGCAGCUGCGUUUGCGGAACCUAAUCCAAAUCACGGGUCAUAACAUCGAUGCUGAGCCAAACACUUCGAUUUAUUUCACAUUGCAUUUGACAUUGAUGAGUAGCCCAUUUUUCACCAGUGAACCACUUGAAUCAUUUCGAAAUGCAAUUUGGGCGGAAAUCAAUUGCCAAAGUAUUCACAAAUCAACGUCACAAUUUGUGGUGGUUCGUGUGUGGCAAACGAAUCGUGCACGAAAUGCCGAACACAGCGAUACAAAACAUUUACGACGACUAUCAUCGAGUGGUACUGUGAUACUUCAAGAUUCGCAUCAUGGCUGGAACCAUUUUGAACCAAUUGACGAACACCAUUCGAACGAUAUUAGCAAUGGCAAAGACAAGGUUUUGUUUGUAUGGGGCGUAUAUUUUUCCGGUUUGGUGCCGAUAACAAAGCGUUCAGAGGUUAAACUAAUGGAUAAUGCGCUAAUUUUUUACAUUCACGGCGGUUUUUUCACAUCGGUCGAUUAUUUGCUAGCCGAAAGUGUUCCCAAGCAAUAUAACCAUUUUUACGAAACAACAUCACGGAAUCAGCGACAACUGCAACAGCCACCGAAAUCGACACAAUUCACACACAAAGGAUUGCUAACGAAAAAUACUACUAACAAUGUAAUUGCUACCAAAGGUACGACUGUCCACACAAUUAACACCGCCAAAAACUGUGAUAGCUUGAAUGCAAGUCGAAAUUAUUUAAAUGAGCUUGAUGUCGGUGGCGGUGUUGACCGUAAGGCGAUGGCCAAUUCACCAAAACGACAUGACAAUGAGUAUGUCAGUGGCAGAUUAUCACCGUCAUGCGAUGCUAUCGCCAAUUUGCCGCAUCACAAGCAAAAUCAUUCAAAUCAGGACGCCCAGGAUCAGAGUGCCGAUGAAGAGUAUACAUUUAGCGAUCCGACCAUUUUGAAGGUUCGAUUUUUGGACAAGGAAUUCUUCAAAUGGGAAAUUCGACGCAGUUAUAACGUGCAAAAGUUGCUGAUGCUGCAGGAGAAGCAACGCAUUUACCGAAGAAUGACACAGAGUGCCAACGAAGUGAUGGAAAAGAUAUGCAUGAAAAGUGCAUCGUGUUUGAAUUUACAGCUUAUUGCUAACAAAGGAAUGCUCUAUCGGCCCAGAGGUAAUCCAUCGAUUGGCCGAACGUUGAACCGUUUGUUGACGGCACAGAAAGAGCAACCCAAGCCCGAAGAUUUGCUACGGGCACAAGAACUGCGACGCAAAAUUGAAACCGCCAAAUUUCGAUGCCGAUUUCUCAAUAUGGAACGCGAUCGAUACAAAGUGAUACUGCGAAAAUUGCACGACAAAUGCACCAAACUCAAUGACGAAAACAUUGAAAAGGAAUCGUGGCUCAUGGAUGACUAUCGUCAGCUGAGCCGUGAUUCGACAUUCGAACAAAAAUCACUGCAUUCGAGCCGACAGAAAAUAUUUGAAAAGGUUAAAGAAUCGCUGAUACAACGACAACAUCAACUGCUCGGCCAAUUGCGUGAUAUCUAUGUGAUUAAAGAACAUGAUCGAAGUGGAAUUUAUGAGAUUAACGGCAUUUGCCUACCCAACACAGACGCACUUCGCAUGUAUUACAGCUCGAAUCCGCCCGGCACAAACAAUGCAGCCCUAAGUCUUUCCGUUGCCAUUUGCUACGUUGCACAUGUCGCCUUGCUAUGCUCAUCUGUUUUAAACGUUCCAUUGAGGAAUAAAAUCAUCUACCAAGGAAGUGCAUCGAAAAUUCGUGAUGAUAUCAAAAUGCUUUCCGAACAUGAUCGAGAAUUUCCCCUGUAUUGUCGCAACAUUCCUCCAAGUGAUUCGCUGCUGUACGCAGCAUUUUUACUUAAUCAAAAUAUAUCACAAAUAAAAUUCAUGUUAAACAUACACGUGUCACGUGAAGACUUACGGGCAACACUUCCAAAUCUUUUGGCAAUAUUAUCGGUUGGUGAUCAGACAACGGAGAGAUUUUAUGCGAUUCAAGAAUCGGCCAGUGCAUCAUUCCUGGCAAUUGAUGCACAUGAUGCGCCAAUGUCAUCCAUUUCGGAAACGUCCAUCGAUAUGAUGCUAUCAGUUCCAGCCAAUGUGAAGGUGUAUUCGACGAGUGAAGAAAAUAUCAAUUUGCCAAGGCAGAACAUUGGUUCGUGUCGAACGCGAGGAACGAGUUUUUCGGACGAUCAUCUGGUGAAACGUCAUGACGAGAAAGUGGAUCGAACAGCAGCGUCCAAUGCAACAAGCCCCCGCAAGACUUUUAGCUCAGAGCCAAUUUUACCAACUGGACACAUUUCAUAGACAGACAGACACACCAAACGAAAGAAGAAGAAAAUUGAAUUUAGUUAAAAGUUUUUACAAUAUUUUUGUUCUACCUUCUACCCUCCUCCAUCCUCUCUACUUGUGCUUGGUAUUAAUUCUUAUUAUGUUGACUUUGUCUUGAGUUGAUUGUUAUGUGUAUUUGAAAUGUAUUUAAUAUGUACGAGCGCUAUUUCAAUUAUUAUUAAAACUGGUACAAAAGAGAAAAAUAAAACCAAAACAUCAUAAUGACAAAAAGUAUAUAGCAAUUGAAAUAAAAGUCAAUUUUUUUUAACCACA
Molecule: messenger RNA, 3253 nt
Organism: Sitodiplosis mosellana (orange wheat blossom midge)
Lineage: Eukaryota; Metazoa; Arthropoda; Insecta; Diptera; Cecidomyiidae
Gene: Uvrag
Product: UV radiation resistance-associated gene protein
Exons: 5
Coding region: 617-2956 (779 amino acids)
Biological process (GO): SNARE complex assembly
Cellular component (GO): endosome; lytic vacuole
Molecular function (GO): SNARE binding
Source: RefSeq, a predicted model, not a curated record